CGGGGCGUGGCUUGAGCAGCAGAGGGGAAGGCAGAGCUUGGGUUGCUGGCAGUGCGGUCUGGGAGGCGGCCGAGGCUGCGUCGCUGUCCUUGGUGCUGAAGGCGCCACUGAGUUUCCCAUUGGGAGCUGGAGCUGCCCGUGGUGCUGAACGCGGCAUUGGGUCUUAUGGGGAGCUGUCCUGGGUCCUGAAGGCGACACUGAUUCCUAUAGGGAGCUGUCUUUGGUGCUGAAGGCGCCACUGGGUCUCCCAUUGGGAUCUGGAGCUGCCCGUGGUGCUGAAGGCGACACUGUUUCCUAUAGGGAGCUGUCCUUGGUGCUGAAGGCGCCACUCAUCCUCCCAUUGGGAUCUGGAGCUGCCCGUGGUGCUGAAGGCGACACUGUUUCCUAUAGAGAGCUGUCCUUAGUACUGAAGGAGACACACAGUUCCUCGCAGAGAGCUGCCCACGGUGCUGAAGGCAGUUCCCAUAGGGUGCUGAAAAACCUGCUGCUUCUCUCUCCCCAUCCUCGGCUUUUUCUCCUCCUCUUCCUCGCCCUCCUCCCAUGGAAGAGAUGGAAGAGGAGCUCAAGUGCCCCGUCUGUGGCUCCUUCUACCGGGAGCCGCUCAUCCUGCCCUGUUCGCACAACCUCUGCCAGGCCUGCGCCAGGAACAUCCUGGUCCAGACGCCGGAGGCCGAAUCCCCGCAGAGCCGCCGCCGCCGCGCUUCCGGCUCGGCCUCCACCGCCUCGGGCGACUAUGACUACCUGGACCUGGACAAGAUGAGCCUCUACAGCGAGGCCGACAGCGGCUACGGCUCCUACGGGGGCUUCGCCAGCGCCCCGCCAACCCCUUGCCAGAAGUCGCCUAACGGCGUGAGGGUCUUCCCGCCCACGUUGCCGCCACAACCGCCGGGUUCGGGAGCCACAGGGGCUUCAUCGUCGUCGUCGUCCUCGCACCUUCACCCUCCGGGCUCAUCGCUGGCCCCGGUGCCCCGCAACGCCUGCCUGACUUGCCCGCAGUGCCACCGCAGCCUCAUCCUGGACGAGCGGGGCCUGCGGGGCUUCCCGAAGAACCGGGUGCUGGAAGGCGUCAUCGACCGCUACCAGCAGAGCAAGGCGGCCGCCCUGCGGUGCCAGCUGUGCGAGAAGGCGCCCAAGGAGGCCACCGUGAUGUGCGAGCAGUGCGACGUCUUCUACUGCGACCCCUGCCGCCUGCGCUGCCACCCACCCCGGGGCCCUUUGGCCAAGCACCGGCUCCUGCCCCCGGCCCAAGGCAGGGUCAGCCGCCGGCUCAGCCCACGCAAGAUCUCCACCUGCACCGACCACGAGCUGGAGAACCACAGCAUGUACUGCGUCCAGUGCAAGGUGCCCGUCUGCUACCAGUGCCUGGAGGAGGGCAAGCACAACAACCACGAGGUCAAGGCCCUGGGUGCCAUGUGGAAGCUACACAAGAGCCAGCUCUCUCAAGCCCUGAACGGCCUCUCCGACCGAGCCAAGGAAGCCAAAGAAUUCCUGGUGCAGCUACGGAAUAUGGUGCAGCAGAUCCAGGAGAAUAGCGUGGAGUUUGAGGCCUGCCUUGUUGCUCAGUGCGAUGCGUUGAUCGAUGCUCUCAACAGGAGGAAAGCCCAGCUGCUCUCCCGGGUCAACAAGGAACACGAGCACAAGCUGAAGGUGGUGCGAGACCAGAUCUCUCACUGCACCGUCAAGCUGCGCCAAACCACCGGCCUCAUGGAGUACUGCCUGGAAGUCAUCAAGGAGAACGACCCCAGUGGAUUCUUACAGAUUUCCGAUGCGCUGAUCCGGAGGGUCCACCUGACCGAGGACCAGUGGGGCAAAGGGACGCUUUCCCCCCGGAUGACCACCGACUUUGACCUGAACCUGGACAACGCCCCGUUGCUGCAGUCCAUACACCAGCUUGACUUUGUACAGAUGAAAACUUCCUCCCCAGUGCCGGCCGCUCCGUUCCUCCAGCUGGAGGAGUGCUGCACCCACAACAACAGCGCUACCUUGUCCUGGAAGCAGCCACCACUCUCCGCAGUGCAAGCAGAGGGAUACAUUCUGGAGCUGGACGAUGGGAAUGGCGGUCAGUUCAGGGAGGUGUAUGUCGGGAAGGAAACCAUGUGCACCGUGGACGGCCUCCACUUCAACAGUACCUACAGCGCCCGGGUCAAGGCCUUCAACAAAAGCGGGGUCAGUCCUUACAGCAAGACGUUGGUCCUGCAGACCUCUGAAGACUCGGAGCCCGAGGAGCAGGCCCUGACUUUCCCUGUGCCUUUGGAAAGAUUGCAGCUGCGUAGAUCCACCCCUUUCUCUUCGACCCUUAACCUGCAAAACAGCUUCCCGGGGAGAUCCUACUUUGAGCUCAGGAACUCGUCCCACCACCAAAUGACCUUGCAUUCCUCUUUGCAAUCCCUGAAUUCGGCUGGUUAUGAGACUCAGUCGGGACCUUUCUCCCAAAUAGUUGACAUUAAAAAGCUGGUCGCAGUGGCCUGGUUUUCCUUCGACCCCAGCACAGCUCAUUCGGACAUCAUCUUCUCCAACGACAACCUGACCGUCACCUGCAACAGCUACGACGACCGGGUGGUGCUGGGCAAAACGGGCUUCUCCAAAGGGCUCCACUAUUGGGAGCUGUCCAUCGACCGCUACGACAACCACCCGGACCCGGCCUUCGGGGUGGCCCGGAUGGAUGUCCUCAAGGACGUCAUGCUGGGGAAGGACGACAAGGCCUGGGCCAUGUACGUGGACAACAACCGCAGCUGGUUCAUGCACAACAAUUCACACACCAACAGGACCGAAGGCGGCAUCACCAAAGGAGCGACGGUCGGCGUCUUGCUGGACUUGAACAGGAGGACGGUGACGUUCUCCAUCAAUGAAGACCAGCAGGGACCGGUGGCCUUUGAGAACCUGGAAGGCGUCUUCUUCCCUGCCGUGAGCCUGAACAGAAAUGUUCAAGUGACGCUCCACACUGGUUUGCCCGUCCCAGAUUUCUACAACGCGCGGGGCUCCAUGCAGUGAAGUGCGACCACCUGCCCUGUGGCUUUUUCUCAGGACACACCGAGAGAGCCGCGUUUUGGGUUUUCUCAAGGAACAGACCUCAUCGGAGCAAGGAGGGGAAGAUCUGGCUGUGUGGAAACUCUGGGUUCGCAAAAAAUAAAACAAAAGAACCCAAUUUUUGAAGGAACAAAAUAGAAAAAGGGGGUAGCAUCCAGACACAGAAGUUCCCUUUUGGCCUCUCCGAACCCCAUGUGCUUUGUGCCUGUGUGGCUGUGUGUUUUGCGCUGCUUGUUGUUCCCUCUUUUUGGCCGACUGCAAGAAAGCCCCCGAUCAAAAUGUCAACUCUUUCGGGUCUAAGUCCAUUUGGGAUUCCCGUCUGAAAUGGGACCUGGAUUUCCAUGAUGAACGGCAAAAUCCUUAGAAAGCCAAGACCAAAACUGUCGGUGUUGGGGGGGGGGGGGGGAUAUGGGUCUGCUUCCAUUUUGGAAUCCCUUCCAAAAAUGGGAACUCAAUAUCCAUGAUGCAAUGUCCUUGAAUCAUUCAAAUACCCCGACUUGAAGGAUUCAUCAUUCUCAAAACCAGAAUUCAGAAAAUGACCGUCCAGCAAGAAACGGUUGACUUUCUGUCCGCUGUUUCCCUUCUUGUGGCCUUUCUUGCUGAAUUAUACAGCAUCAGAAACAUUGGCCUUGGAUUACCACUUACUCUACAUACAAAGCCAUGUGGAAUGAACCAAGUGACAUCAGAUUUUUCUUUUAAUUUUUCAUGUUUUUCCCUCGUCAAAGCAGAAAUGUGGGUCCAAAGGGUUAUGGGAUUUGGGGCCAUGAAAGGGACGUUGGUUCUUUUUUCCUCCUUGGAGACAGGAGACCUGACUAUGACACAUUCUUGCUACAGAGUAUUGCUUUCCAUUUCCAUACUUUUUAACAAAUGGGGCAUUUUUCGGUGACGGAAGAUCUCAUGGUGCUUCAUCAACAGAAGAUCAACUCUGGAAAAUGAUGGCAUUUAUGAGAAACUAUUGGUUCAUGCUUCCUUUGAGCUCUACAUCUUUAGGUUGGAAGGAAUGGAGCCACCAUGUUUGUCCUUCAUGUUUCUGCUGCUUUCGCAUUUGAGAUGGUCUUUAUUUUUAUCUUGAAUAACAAAUGAUGCACACAGGUUGUGGCAGCAGGGAGUCCCAAAGGCUAACCCUUUUCUCUUCGUGCCCCAAGAGUCCAAAAAGUCCAGGAAUAAAUGGUUUUGAGUGGAAGAAGAUAGCAACAAAAAAGUAGGGAAGAGUAGAGUAUGGAAAAGCAAUUUUGUUGGACUACAACUCCCAGAAUCCUCAACCAAUCUGAGGAUGUAGUCCAAUAAUUUCUCUAGCUCAGAAGAAGGAGACUUAUGGUACUGUAUGUAGAACAUAAGGGGUGACCACACUUUUCGCCACGAAUCAGAUUUGCGUUGAAACCGAAUUAAAUGGGAAAGUGAGAGAGUAUAUUUGAAGGCAGUGGCUCAUCGGGUGUUGGAGACAGUAACCCAAUUGUUAUAGAGAGAACUGAGUAGGGAGUACAAAAACUCAGCAGUGAGUGGGGAGGAGGGACUUCAGUAAGUAGCAAGGGAAAAUGGUCCAUGAUCUUAGGUGUCUCUACAUGAAAGCAAAGAGAAUGGCAAAUAAACAAGAUGAACUUGAACUUUUAAUACAGCCAAGCAAAUGUGAAAGGCAAGCAUCAUGGAAACCUGGUAGUAUGAGUCUCCCAAUCAUAAUUAGAAUGUAGUAAUAGAGAGGUAUAACCUAUUUCUGAGAAACAGACCAAACAGGAAAGGGGAAGGAGUAGCAUUACAGGUCAAACUUCCUGACAGUAAGAGCUGUUUGACCAUGGAAUACAUUGCCUGGGAGUCCGGUGGAAUCUCCUUCCUUCUCUGGAGGUUUAAAGGCAGGGGAUGGAUGGCCAUCUGUCAGGAACUUGGAACCUGGCAGAGGAGGGUGGCCUGAAUGGCCUUUGGUGUCCCUUCCAACUGUAGCAGUCUAUGAAAGAAGGGGAUUAUCUCCAAAGCAGCAGCGUAUUCCACUAUCAAAAAGCUCUUACUGCCACAGAAUUGUUCCUAAGAUCUAGGCAGAAGCUCUUUUCUUGCCAUUUGAAUCCAUUGUUUGCUCCAUUGUAUCCUGGUCUCUAGAGCAGCAGAAGACAGGCUUAUCCCCUCCUCAAUGGGACAUCCUUUCAAAUAUUGAAACAUGGCUCUUGUAAUCUAAAGUUCCCCAGCGCCCAAAGCCAAUCCUCAUGGGGCUUGGCUUCCAGACCUUUGAUCAUUUUGGUUUUACUUCUCUGGACACAAUCCAGCGUGUCCAUCUCCUUCUUGAAUUGUGGUGGCCACAACUGGACACAGGAUUAUUCCAGGUGAAGUACGACCAAAGCAGAAUAACGUGGGACUUUGGCUUCCCUUGAUCUAGAAUGACACUCAAUUAUUGAUGCAGCCUAGAAUCGCAUUGGCUUUGUAGCUCCUUCAUCAGGAGGUCUACAGAGCCUCUGGUCAGGUCAUCCUUUGGGGAUGGAAAUUGAAAGGGGCCAGACUGGGUUAUCAGAAAAACCCUAUAGGAACUCUUCUCCAGACCAGAAACUGGUGCAAGUACAAACAGUGAUGGAAAAUAAGUUAUAUUACACACAAGGACCUAUUACCUACUCUUACCCCCAAACAGAGUAGACCCAGUGGUUCAAUGGAAUGUACCUGUAUGUUGAACUAAUAUUCAGCAUGUGUUGUCGAAGACUUUCAUGGCCAGAAUCACAUGGUUGUUGUUUGUUUUCCAGGCUGCCAUGUUCCAGAAGUAUUUUCUUCUGACUUUUUGCCCACAUCUAUGGCAGGCAUCCUCAGAGGUUGUGAGAUGUAUGGAGAAACUAAGCUAGGAAGGUUUAUGUAUCUGUGGAAGGUCCAGGGCGGGGGAAAGAACUCUUUGUCUAUUGGAGGUCAGUGUGAAUAUUGUAAUUAAUCACCUUAAUUAGCAUUAAAUGGCCUUCCAACCUUCAUAUCCUGGCUUGGAUAUGAAGUCGUUAGCUGCCCCUGAUUGAUUCCUGUCUGGAAUCCUUCUGUUUUCAGCGUGUUGCUCUUUAUUUACUGUUCUGAUUUUGGAGGUUUUUUUUUUAAUAUUGGUAGCCAGAUUUUGUUCAUUUUCAUGAGGAUGCCUGCUAUAGAUGUGGGCGAAACGUCAGGAGAAAAUACUUCUGGAACAUGGCCAUACAGCCUGAAAAACACACAACAAUCUCAAUGUAAUUUUGGGCUACAUAUGGCCCCUGGAUGCCCCAAAUGCAGAUUAUGUGGCCUCCAGACUGUGCAGAGGAGCAGAAUUGUGGAACACCCAAACUGUUGUAUAGCUUGGGAGGAGAGCUUGGGCAAAGCAGAUCUGGAGGCCUUCCUACAGAAGCUAGAAAUUGGUCCAAGCAACCGUGUAACUGCUCAGUUGCCAAACUUAUGAACUUCAGUUUUUGGGUUCAUUUCACCCUACAUUUUUUUUGCAGAUUCUGUGGAACCGCCUUAAGUGGACAACUUAAGGGGUCAAGCUGAGGAUAUGUCUUUGAGUAUUUGAUACUGAGCAAGUUUCAAGUGGCAUGAUUCGGUGCUGACUGCACUCUGGUGCUUCUUACAUAUCUGUGAGGAAGGGAGGAUGUCUGUCUGUAACCGGUUUUAGAUGUCCUCGCAUUUCAACACCUCACGCUGUCAUGUUGCCUUCUUUAAAAGACCAUAGUUGACUGAUUUAGACUGAGAGGGCAGAAGUUGGUGUCCUGUUGGCGACAUAUGCGUGUAUAUAUCAUGCUACGCAUUUGGCCCAAAAUAUACACACAUAGAAUCAUAGAAUCAUAGAAUCAUAGAAUAGUAGAGUUGGAAGAGACCUCAUGGGCCAUCCAGUCCAACCCCCUCCCAAGAAGCAGGAAAUCACAUUCAAAGCACCCCCGACAGAUGGCCAUCCAGCCUCUGCUUAAAAGCCUCCAAAGAAGGAGCCUCCACCACACUCCGGGGCAGAGAGUUCCACUGCCGAACAGCCCUUUUCACAGUGAGGAAGUUCUUCCUGAUGUUCAGGUGGAAUCUCCUUUCCUGUAGUUUGAAGCCCUUGUUCCGCGUCCUAGUCUGCAGGGCAGCAGAAAACAAGCUUGCUCCCUCCUCCCUAUGACUUCACGUAUUUGUACAUGGCUAUCAUGUCUCCUCUCAGCCUUCUCUUCUGCAGGCUAAACAUACCCAGUUCUUUAAGCCGCUCCUCAUAGGGCUUGUUCUCCAGACCCUUGAUCAUUUUAGUUGCCCUCCUCUGGACGCUUUCCAGCUUGUCAACAAGUGCUCUGCUUGACGUGGGUGAAACGCCAGGAGAGAAUACUUCUAGAACAUGGCCAUACAGCUUGGAAAACAUACAACAACCUUGUGAUCCCGGCCAUGAAAGCCUUCGAGAACACAACUUCUUCACUGUGAGAGCUGUUCAGCAGUGGAACUCUCUGCCCCGGACUGUGGUGGAGGCUCCUUCUUUGGAGGCUUUUAAGCAGAGGCUGGAUGGCCAUCUGUCGGGGGUGCUUUGAAAGCAAUUUUCCUGCAUCUUUGCAGAAUGGGGUUGGACUGGAUGGCCUGUGGGGUCUCUUCCAACUCUACGAUUUUUUGGAGCUGCACCAUGGAAUACUCUUUGUCGACAACAGCGGGAGUGGAAUUGUGUGUAGAUCCAUGUUGCGCAGUGUGAAUGCAUGGCCUUUGACAUGCAUAGCACAUCAUUGGUAAUGCUGGAAUAAGCACAUCCCUGCUUAGGGAUACGUAUACUAUGCUGAUGUUGGACCAUGGACAAAGCCACACUGCAGUGAUGUGCUAGUAAAUAGAUAGUGAAAUGUACAGUGCACACAGUAUGUGAAACGUGCAAAGGCAACUCCUAUUCAACCUUUAACUAAAUAGAUGUUAUACUGUGGUCAAAAUCAUACAACCCCAGGCGCAAGGGAACAUGAGAUCCCUGUGCAUCUCAUGAUUCACAUGGAGAAAGGACUCUUGGUCAGACAUCCUCUCCGUGCAUUCACAUUCUCAGGAAAUUCAACAUGCCUUGGUGGAAACAAAGCCAGCCAAAUGUUUUAUCAUCAAAAUGUAGUAGAUUGAUAUGAUAACUUUAAUUCCUUAUGGCUCCCCAUAUGCACUGUUUGUUUAACAUCAUUUAAUAUCAGUGUUGUUGUGUGCCUUCAAGUCGUAUCUGAGUUACAGACUCUAAGGUGAAACUAUCACAGGCAGAAUUGGUUCAGAGUGGGUUUGUUAUGUCCUUUUUCUGAGGCUGAGAGACUCUGAUUUGCCCAAAGUAGGUUUCCACAGUCACAAAGGGAGUCAAACCCUGUUCUCCCAAAGUCCUAGUUCAACACAAACUAAUAUAUGCCCACAAUACAGGUUGAGCAUCCUUUAUUCCAAAAUCCGAAAUACUCCAAAAUCCAAAGGUCUCCAUAUGGGUGGUUGAGAUAAUGUCACCAUUGUUCUGGUUCAGCAUAUACAAACUUUGUUCCAUGUACAAAAUUAUUAAAAAUAUGGUACAGUAGAAUCUCACUUAUCCAACAUAAACAGGCCGGCAGAACAUUGGAUAAGUGAAUACGUUGGAUAAUAAGGAGGGAUUAAGGAAAAGCCUAUUAAACAUCAUAUUAGGUUAUGAUUUUACAAAUUAAGCACCAAAACAUCAUGUUAUUCAACAAAUUUGACAGAAAACGUAGUUCAAUACGCAGUAAUGUUAUGUAGUAAUUACUGUAUUUACAAAUUUAGCACCAAAAUAUCACAACAUUGACUACAGAAACAUUGACUACUAAAAGGUCGACUGCGUUGGAUAAUCCAGAAUGUUGGAUAAGUGAGACUCUACUGAACAUAAAAUCACACAAAUUACCUUCAUGCUGGGUGUAUUAUAUGAAACAGACAUACAUUCUGCAUUUAGACUUGGGUCUUGUUUCCAAAAUAUGACAUUAUAUACUUAUUAUUUAUUUACUUACUUACAGUAUUUAUAUUCCGCACUUCUUUCUCACCCCGAAGGGCACUCAGGGCGGAUCGCAAUGUACAUAUACAUGGCAAACAUUCAAUGCCAUAUGACAUACAACACACACAGACAGAGACACAGAGGCAGUUUUAACAUUUUCCAGCUUCUGGCUUCAUCAGGUUGUGCUCAAUUCUGGCCACAGGAGGAGCUGCUGCUUCAUCAUCCACUGUGACGCCGAGUCCUUGAUGGAGUGCUUCCUCAUCUUCCGGCAUGCAUGCUGCUGGACAUUUUUAUGGUGACAUAAAUUGGUUAAAUUAGCUUCCCUGCAUAAGCGGUUCCUAAAUUUCCUACUUGACAGAUGCAACUGUCUUUCGUGUUGCUUAGAUAAACAACAAGCUGGGGCUAUUUAAUGGUUGGGCACUCAAUCCGACCCGGGCUUCAAACUCAUGAACUCUCGGUCAGUAGUGAUUUAUUGCAGCUGGCUAGAAAAACUAGCUGCGCCACAGCCCGGGCUUAUACAACAACAAUCUUGUUAGUGCAUGCUAAUAAAGGCUGUUAUUGUUGUGCAUAUAUGCAAAUACAGGUGUUCCAAAAUCCAGAAACAAAUCCAAAGCACUUCUGGUUGCAAGCAUUUCAGAUAAGGGAUGUUCAACUUGUAUUGCCUUUCUCUGGAAGAGCUUUCAUCUAUCCUCCUCCCGCAUAACUACCACCUUCUCUCUUCUCUGUUGGAAGCCAGUGCGGACAUAAAAUAUGACAGUGGGUGGAUAUUUAACCUAUUCAAGUAACCGUGCAGCUGCACUUUUGCAUGUGUUCCAGUUAUUUCAUUUGCCAUCCCAUUUUGGUGUGAGGAUGAUAGGGUCUAACAAGGCUAGCUCAGGGAAAUUCCAAGGAGAUUGGCCUGGAAAAGGAUGAUCUCCAGAGCUUGUGAAUCGAGUUGGGCAGCAUCAAUGUAAGAGGCAACAGGACCUUGGACAGCUCCAAAGCAGCGGAGACAUUGUUCUGACAAGCAGCAGACAUGCAAUGUAUCUUGAUGACACUGUCAUAUCAAAACCCAAUCCUUAACUUAAACAUGGAGAGGAAAUGAAGACAGAGACCUGCCUUGGAUCCUGGUUGUCUUGAGGCAUAUACUCAGAGCUUAGAUAAGUUACUUUUGGAGACAGCAACACUCAAUUUUCCCUGGCCAAGUUGAGAGUGACAGUCUAAAAAAUGGAGUUCAAGGCAUUACAGUGUUCCCUCGCUACUUUGCAGUUCACUUUUCGCAUCCUCACUGUUUUGCGGGUUUUAAAUAAACACUAAAAUAAUAGUAUAAAUCAUAAAAUAAUAUUACUAUAUAUACUCGAAUAUAAGCCUAGUUUUUCAGCCCUUUUUUUAAGACUGAAAAAAAAAAACCCUCGGCUUAUACUCGGGUGAGGGUCCUGGUUGGCUUGUAUUAGGGUCAGCUUAUACUCGAGAAUAUUAAUUUAUAUGUAUUUAUUUAUUUAAUACAUUUAUAUCCUGCCCUUCUCACCCCAAAGGGGACUCAGAGCAGCUUACAAAUUAAAUUUACAUAGACUAUUAUAUUAUUAGCAUAGCACAAUACUGACAAUAAAUUACCAUAUGAUACAUUUAUUAUUUUUCUCUGUUAUUAUUACAUUUAUUAUUUUUCUCUAUUAUUGUUGCUACUAUUACAUUUGUUUUACUCUAUUUUUUAUUAUAAUAAUAAUAAUACAUUUAUUAUUUCACUCUGAUCCUAUAUUAUUAUUAUUGCAUUUAUUAUUUUACUCUAUUUGUUAUUACAGUAGGGUCUCACUUAUCCAAGCUAAAUGGGCCAGCAGAAGCUUGGAUAAACGAAUAUCUUGGAUAAUAAGGAGGGAUUAAGGAAAAGCCUAUUAAACAUCAAAUUAGGUUAUGAUUUUACAAAUUAAGCACCAAAACAUCAUGUUAUACAACAAAUUUGACAGAAAAAGUAGUUCAAUACGCAGUAAUGUUAUGUUGUAAUUACUGUAUUUAUGAAUUUAGCACCAAAAUAUCAUGAUAUAUUGAGAACAUUGACUACAAAAAUGGCUUGGAUAAUCCAGAGGCUUGCGUAAGUGAGACUCUACUGUACUUGUAUUAUUUCCCUGCAUUUUUAUUAUUAUUAUUAUUAUUACAUGUAUUAUUUUACUCUAUUAUUAUUAAAAGGAUACAUAAGCACAUUUACAUUGAAGAAGAUGAGAAUGAUUGGAUCAGAGUUGGAUAGUCUUAUCUUAAAUUUGAGCUUUAUGUAAAUAUUCAAAAACAUUUAAACUACUCAUGCCUCCAUUAAUGUAAUUUUAUUGGUAUCUAUUUUUAUUUCUGAAAUUUACCACUCUCGACUUACACUGGGCGAGCAAGAGAAGACUUUGUCUAUUUAGGAUUGCAAUGGACUGCAGAGUCUCAGUAAAAGUUCAAAAAGUAUUUAUUCAGGUAAAAAGAACCCCAUUGUAGAUAGAAAGGCUUGGGAGCUGUCUAGUCUACUCUAGACUGGUUUCUAAGGAAAAAUAAGAAAGGAAAAAUAACAAACAUCUAAAUAGUUACAUCUUGCCAGGAGGGAUGGCGAGACGUGUUGUUAGCUAGAAGAACAAAGGGAGAAGAGACUGAACCAAAAUGAUCCAGUUGAUUGGGGCCAUAAAAGACAUUCUGACCAAUGAGAAAUUCGUGUCCCUAAAGAUUCACAUUUCUACUAACUUCAAAGUAAGGGAUGUGACGUAAACAGGAUAGAGGGAAAUACAGUAAAGCCCAGUUCUAUUGUGUUCUAGCGUAUUGUUAUUGCUUGUGGUUUAUACUGUUUUAAUUGUUUUAAUUUGCCUUUUGUUUUGUAUUGCUACAUUGUGUGUUGAGGCCUUGGCCUUUGUAAGCCGCAUCGAGUCCUUCGGGAGAUGCUAGCGGGGUACAAAUAAAGUUUAAUAAUAAUAAUAAUAAUAAUAAUAAUAAUAAUAAUAAUAAUAUCUAGGCAUGCUUUGGAAACAGGGAAAGGAUUCCCUCAGUCUAACUCUAUCAUCUAUCUAACUACAUUUAGACUUGAGUAGUCCAGGGUGAUUCCCAACACAGAGUUAGACUCUCCAUUUAUCCAUGGAAACCCAUUGGGUGACCUCAGGAAAGCCAUACUCUCUCAGCCUCAGAGAGUUCAGAUUUGGCAGUCCAACUUAUGAAUGUGUUGACUUUGAGGUGCAUCUUUGGGUGCCUGGUCUCAGGAUCAGGGCCCAGCGCUUCUUCAUGAAGGGCUUUGAUGGGAUGUUUCCUCCUUCCGAAUGCUUUUCACAUCCAUCCUUGGGACCUCCUCAGCUUCUGUUCCCUUCUUUAUGGCCACCCAGGAGUGACAUUCCCCAUUUUAGCAAAAGCAGACCUCUAGAAACCCGUUCUCUCCAACAAAUCCCUGAGUUGGGUCUGGGCGGCAAUCUUGCCAAACCUCAUGUACAUAUUCGGUGCGGUCGUCCGGUUGUGGUUGUCGCCAUACUCUUCCUUCCGAACCACAGACAGCAUGCCAGUCCUGCAUUUCCCUUUUGCUUUGUUGAGAAAGACAAUUGUGUUGAGAGUUAGUAUAUCCUUAUUUCGGAUGCCAUGUUUCAUGAUUAGGUUAUGAUUUCGUUUUGCUUUAGCCUGUUUAACCAGGAGCAGCAACCACCUGGAAAUGGACUGAGAAAUCCAAUGUGAUUACGUUACGGAAAACAGGAGAGAGACCUAAAUUCUGAAACGAAACAACAAAAGCCGUGUCUGUAAAUAAGUACUUGUUCCGAUUUAGACCCCCUUCCCCUUAGAACUUUUGUAACGACGACAACAAAGACGAAGAUGUCCCAGCGUUAUGUUUACCUGAUUUAUUGAAUGGGUGCUAAUCUCGCGUUCAUGCUCUUCGGUUUCUUUCGGCCGCGGAGGAGAGCGCUUGCGGGGCAGCGUGGAUCUCCUUGCGGCCCCGGUUUCCCAGGGGCUUUGGUGGCCGGGCCACGACAGCCUCCAUCGCCAUCGCUUCCUUCUGGUGUGUCCCCAUCACACGUAGAGUAGACCCCUUGUGAACCGUGACCUGCCUUUCCUGGCAACGUGGUGCGACCCUUAGCUGCAGAGCGACUCCCUUCGGGCCCAAAGGGUUUCUGUAACGCUGUUCUAAUAAAAAGAAAAUACUUUA
Molecule: messenger RNA, 13013 nt
Organism: Anolis carolinensis (green anole)
Lineage: Eukaryota; Metazoa; Chordata; Lepidosauria; Squamata; Anolidae
Gene: trim9
Product: tripartite motif containing 9
Exons: 13
Coding region: 541-2991 (816 amino acids)
Cellular component (GO): cytoplasm
Molecular function (GO): protein binding; zinc ion binding
Source: RefSeq, a predicted model, not a curated record